Messenger RNA from Exophiala aquamarina CBS 119918, 663 nucleotides. RefSeq lists its product as uncharacterized. Bases 1 to 663 code for a protein of 220 amino acids. Gene Ontology annotation, cellular component: membrane. Gene Ontology annotation, biological process: transmembrane transport; carbohydrate transport. Gene Ontology annotation, molecular function: carbohydrate:proton symporter activity. NCBI's taxonomy places the organism in Eukaryota, Fungi, Ascomycota, Eurotiomycetes, Chaetothyriales, Herpotrichiellaceae. The record is from RefSeq and is a predicted model, not a curated record. The transcript has 3 exons.
AUGCUUUCUUAUUGGACUGACUAUGGCAUGAGUUUCGUUAGCAGCGAAGCACAGUUUCAAUUCCCCAUCGCCCUGCAGAUUCUUUUCGCCCUGGUCACAAUCGCUUUGAUUGUUUUUCUCCCCGAGUCACCUCGAUGGCUCAUCGCAAAGGCUCGGUCCGUAAUCGAUGCUGAGCUGAAGGAGAUUCAGCGUGCUCUCGAGGAAGAGCGAGAAGCGGCUGGCAGCACAAAUUUCUUUGCCGUGCUCAAAAAGAGUCAGCGCUUCAGCCGCAGGGCACUUUUGGGUAUCGGUGCGGUCAUCUUCGAAGUGUCCGUUGGCAUGCCUCACAACUUAGUCAUGCUGCUCGCAGGCUUCAACGGCAUCGCGUAUUUUCUCUCAUCACUCAUCCCAAUUUGGUGCCUCGAUCGUAUUCUCCGACGCAACCUUAUGAUCUUUGCGUGCGAAGGGCAAGCUGCCUGUAUGGCCAUUCUUGCGGGCACGGUAUCCAACGGAAGUUACGCAUGUGGCAUCGUUGCGACCGUGAUGCUCUUUCUCUUUAAUUUCUUUUUUCCUUUAGGCCUCCUCGCGAUCCCCUGGCUCUUGCCCGCAGAGUACGCACCACUUGCGAGCGGCACCAAGGCCGCCGCAGUCGCUACCGCCAGCAAUUGGAUCUUUACUUCCUAG